GACUCUUCCUCCUCCUUCUGUCUCUUUCGUUCUUCCGUGCUUUCUGGUAGACGAUCUUUUUAUCUGCCUUUUCUCUCUUUCUUUCCGUCGGGCUCUGUUCGUGUCCUUCUUUACCAAAUCACAUAACACCCUUAUAUCACAAAUCAUAUCUCAAAAUGUCCGGAGUUCAGCCUGUUGCCGUCUAUGCGCUCAGAGUUCCCGCUGGCGGAGCUCUGAUUCCCGCCGUGGUCCCUGAGGCCGCUGCCAUGUUCCGUGUGACCAUGGCUGCCAUCGACCCCGAUGAGGCCCCCGAGUACGAGGAUGGCUUUGACUCCAACAAGCGUCCCCGCGCCACCUUGAAGCUCGUUCGCCCUCCUCCCGGCUUGGACCUCGAGGACGAGUCUGAUGAUGAGGACUACGAGGACGACUCCGAGGAAGAUUCCGAGGAUGACGAGGAGGUCAACGGCGGCCCCAGCGACAAGGAGAAGGCCCGCAAGCUCAAGCUUGCUGCUGCCCGCAAGGAGCUCGAGGAUGCUAUGGACGAGGACUCCGAGGAAGAUGAUGAGGAUGAGGAGUUCGAUCUGAAGGCUGCUAUCUCCAAGCUGGUCAAGGGCAAGGCCCCCGCCACCGAUGACGACUCUGAUGAUGAGUCUGACGAGGGUCUCGAGUUGGAUGAGCUGGUCCUCUGUACCCUGGACCCCGAGAAGAACUGCCAGCAGCCUCUCGACAUCACCGUCGGUGAGGAGGAGCGUGUUUUCUUCAAGGUCACCGGUACCCACACCAUCUACCUGACCGGUAACUACGUUGUUCCCGCUGAUGAGCACGGCCCCUGUGGUUCCGACGACGAGGAUGACUACGAUGAGGACGACUAUGACCUUCCUCCUGGUGAGGAGGAGCUGGACCUCGAGGCUCUGUUGGGCGAGGAGGACGAGAGCGACGACCUCGAUGAGCUGGAGGACCCUAGAAUCACCGAGGUUGAGAGCGAGGAGGAGGCUCCCAAGCUGGUCGAGACCAAGGGCAAGAACAAGCGUGCCGCCGAGGAGGCCAAGCCUGCUGCCAGCGAGCCUGCUCUGAGCAAGAAGCAGCAGAAGAAGCUCAAGAAGAACAACGGCGAGGCUGCCUCCGUCGAGGAGAAGAAGGAUGCCAAGGAGGGCAAGAAGGUUCAGUUCGCCAAGAACCUGGAGCAGGGCCCCACUCCCUCUGCUCAGAAGCCCGCUGAGAAGCCCGCUGAGAAGAGCACCGGCACCCUGGGUGUCAAGGAGGUCAAGGGUGUCAAGGUCGACGACAAGAAGCUUGGCAAGGGUGCUGCCGCCAAGGCCGGCAACACUGUUGCUAUGCGCUACAUCGGCAAGCUCGAGGAUGGCAAGGUCUUCGAUGCCAACAAGAAGGGCAAGCCUUUCACCUUCAAGCUUGGCAAGGGUGAGGUCAUCAAGGGCUGGGACAUCGGUAUCGCCGGUAUGGCCGUCGGUGGUGAGCGCCGCAUCACCAUCCCCGCUCACCUUGCCUACGGCAAGCGUGCUCUUCCCGGCAUCCCUGCCAACUCGAAGUUGAUCUUCGACACAUCGAUGUCAAGUACUCGAAGCUCAGAUCCUCACGCGAGCCAGCUUAAGAGCGAAGACAGCAUCCGAGAACGUAUCCGUCAACGGAGCUCGAGAAUACUGUCACUCCUGGGUCUCCGAAACCCUGCUCAAGUACUGAAAGCAGUGGCAGCCCACGACGCAGAUGGCCUGCGAAUAGUCGAGGAUGACCGCGUCCCAUUACAGACCUUUCACUCGUUCCCUGCUCCUGUCGAGAAUGGGCAGAAUAAACAGCAAUCCGGUCGGGUUGCUGUCCUUGAUGGGCCUCCGGAUGCGUCUGAAGGAUCUAGUCCGACUGGCAUCAUUGAUUCCAGUUCCAAUCACAUUCCAGAGUCAACCGAAAAUGUCCACGCUCACCCAGAGGAGUCCCUCAGACCCUCAGAAACACCCCUAAAAGCCCCUCUCCCCAUCGUACGACCAAGCCACAAGCGAUUAUCCGAAGUUCUGAAGCGAAGUCAGUCGACACCUGCGGCUCUCACACAUAUUGUGUCAACCAAGCUAUCGACCACUUUUGGAAACCCUACGGUCAUUCGUCGCUCACAUUUUCGCUCGCGACCUACUUUUCGGCUUCCUCAGUUCUCAGGGCCCCCACUUGCCCCUGCAUUGGACAAGCAAGGCGACAGUGCUCAAGAUAGCUCCGAUCCCCAAACCUCACCGGAAGACAGUACAACUCCUCCCACGACUCCUCCCACCUCAGAAGAGCCAUCAGGAGGCUCGAAGCAAGGCAUUCUAGAUACCGAGCAGCCGAAACAAGCAACGUCACCUUCUGGCAGCGACGAGGGUACACAUACCCAAGUGAUCGAAGGCUCACUCGGUCGGUCGCCCUCGAUUAUCACAGUGGAGGCCGCUGCCAAUGCAAAGGUCUUCUUUGAAACACACUUCAACUCAGUGUUUUGUGGGACGGAUCUUCGCUCGCAGCGCCAGCAUGAGCUUGAGCAGUAUAUAUAUGGCCUUCCUUUGGCGCCCCAAGAAAGGGCGAGAAUUUGGGACAACUGGAUCACCCAGGAACGGCAGUAUCUGCGCCAAUGCCGUGUUCUCAAAAGUCACUCUCAUUGUGGCCGGCAGGACGAGACGGUAUCUCUCGCUGGAUUUGAAGCAAUCAAAGUUCUAGGAAGGGGAAGUUUUGGAGUUGUGAGGCUGGUCAGAGAGAAGAAAGUAGCGGAAAGUGAUAGUAGCAAUGCACAUGGGGAGAAGCAUUCGUUCUGCAGAGGAGAGCUGGCAAAGCUCAAAACCCGGUCUAUCUCUGUCAUAGACGGGACCACCAGCACACGUCGGAGGAUGAUGGUAGGGGUCAAAAAGGAUGUAUUUGCGAUGAAAGUGAUCCGGAAAUCUGCAAUGAUACGCAACAGUCAAGAAGGCCAUCUCCGAGCCGAACGAGACUUUCUUGUUGCAUCGGCCAAAUCCCGCUGGAUCGUGCCAUUGAUUGCGAGCUUCCAGGAUCGUGAUCAUUUGUAUCUUAUCAUGGACUACAUGGUCGGUGGUGACUUCCUAGGUUUGCUAAUGCGCCAGUGUAUCUUGCCCGAAGAAAUCACUCGUUGGUAUGUUGCAGAGAUGAUUCUGUGCAUCGAAGAAGCCCAUCGGCUAUGUUGGAUUCAUCGCGAUGUCAAGCCCGACAAUUUCCUCAUAUCUGCGUCCGGCCAUUUGAAAAUAUCCGACUUUGGUCUAGCAUUUGACGGACAUUGGGCCCAUGAUCAAGUAUAUUACAAUGAGCAGCGAUACUCCCUGCUCAGGAAACUCGGAAUUCAAGUGGCUGGAGACUCCCAGGACAGAAAGGAAGCCCGCAAGCCGGCAAAGGCAUCGUUCCAUGAAUUCGGUCCUGGAGCUGAAACUGACUGCACACCACCCACGAUGGGUCUGCUUGGAUGGCGUGACCGCACUCAGAAGCGGCGUUUGGCCGCAAGCGUCGUUGGAACCAACCAAUACAUGGCACCAGAGGUUGUUCGGGGUGAGCUAUAUGACGGCCGAUGCGACUGGUGGAGUAUUGGCAUCAUACUAUACGAGUGUCUCUACGGCUUCACGCCCUUUGCUUCGCACGAUCGUCAGAAGACCAAGAUGAAGAUCCAUCAUCACCACGAGACACUCUGUUUUCCUGCUAGUAGAGCGUCAGACAAGAGGGUUUCGCCCGACGCAAUCGAUCUUAUCAAUUAUCUACUUCAAGAAAAGGAGCAUCGUCUGUCGUCAAGCAAGUACAAAAUCAAUGACUCUUUGAGCUCCCGAUUACCAUCCCGACAUUUCUUCUAUAACAUGGACCCCCGAAAUCGAAACUACAAGGGCUUUUACGUCUUCCCAAACGACGCAGCAGAUAUCAAAACUCAUCCUUUCUUCCGCAACAUCAAGUGGGACGAGAUUCAUCAGACUAUUCCUCCAUUUAUCCCCAAAGUGAAAGGGUGGGAGGAUACCAGGUACUUUGACGAUGCAGGAUACGAGGGCGACCACGAUGAUAUUUCCAUUAUGUCAGAUCCUGACCACCCCGAAGACGAUAGCGAGAUCGAUGAGCCGGUGCCAGCUAAAGCCGAAGCUCACCUGCCCCAGGAUGCAAGCCCAGGCCCAGGAGGUAAAGUCUCUCCACACAAGGAUCGCAAGAGAAAGGAGCGGAAACGCCCGCGGGACAAGCUCCUGCGUGACCGGCAAAUGCGGAGAACGGACCCCGGGAAUCAAGCGCGACGAAUGUACAAGAAAGGCUCAUGA
Messenger RNA from Aspergillus japonicus CBS 114.51, 4244 nucleotides. RefSeq lists its product as uncharacterized. The record is from RefSeq and is a predicted model, not a curated record. Gene Ontology annotation, molecular function: protein serine/threonine kinase activity; peptidyl-prolyl cis-trans isomerase activity; ATP binding. Lineage: Eukaryota; Fungi; Ascomycota; Eurotiomycetes; Eurotiales; Aspergillaceae. The transcript has 11 exons. Bases 156 to 4244 code for a protein of 1362 amino acids. Gene Ontology annotation, biological process: peptidyl-serine phosphorylation; intracellular signal transduction.